AUGGCUGACCACCCAAUCACCACCAAGACCUUUACGCUGAACCAAGGCGACAAGUUUCCUGCUGUAGGGCUGGGCACCUGGCAAGGGAGCCAUGGCUCGGACGACAGCAAGGCGCUGGAAGAGUCCAUCAUCCAUUCCCUUAAAUCCGGGUACCGCCUGAUCGACACCGCGCAGAGCUACGGCGUCGAGAACAUUGUUGGGCGCGCAAUUCGAGCGAGCGGAGUUCCGCGCGAGGAGAUCACCGUUGUCACCAAGUUCUGGGGCCAUUGGCACCAUGACCCGGCUGAGGCGCUUCGCAUCUCGCUGGCAGACCUGGGCCUCGACUACGUUGACGUCUUCCUGAUGCACUGGCCAUGGGCGACAACCCCAGCCCCGGAGAAGAAGCCGCUGGGCAAAUAUGAGAGCCCUACUUUCAUCGAGACGUGGUUAGCGAUGGAGAAGCUUGUCGGGCCCAAGUGUAGGGCCAUUGGCGUCAGCAACUUCACUGAGAAGCUUCUUGAGGAAUUGCGCGAGCAUGAGACGAUUGUGCCGGCGAUCAACCAGGUCGAGCUGCAUGCUUUCAACCCCAAUCUGAAGUUGGUGCCAUACUGCCAAUCAAGGGGGAUUCAUGUCAUGAGUUGGAGCACACUUGGUGGUCAAAGAGACGGAGAGAACCUCAUCCUCAGCCAUCAACUGUUCAGCGACAUUGCCAAGGCGCACGGAUGCUCGACAGGCGUCGUGUCCCUCUCAUGGGCUGUGCAGCGAGGCAUCACUGUUAUUCCCAAGAGCAAGUCCAAGGCCCGCAUCGAGGAGAAUAUCAAGCUCGUCACCUUGAGCGCCGAGGAGGUGGAUAAGAUCAACGGAGCACAGGAUACGAUCAAGAGGCAGAGACUCUCAAACGACAUCGCAUCGAUGCAUAUCAAGAUCGAUGGUAAGACGACGUUCCAAAAAUGGACCUACCAGGAGGUUGGCUGGGAAGACGAGAACGGCCAAUGGCUGACGCCUGGCGGUGAUUCAAUUGCCGCAUUGUCGACAGCAUCCUCGGGACGUCUUCAAACCGCAGAGUUGUCUCACACACGUCACCCAUCUUCUUACGACCGUCACGAGACCCACGAGCCCACGACUUCGCUCGACUACCAGCAACGCCAGCAGCCGACGCCGCUGCAACAACAACGGGUGACAACUCCAGACCCUGAGGGAUUCCCAUCACCUGGUUCCUCCCACCGACUUCGUCGAACCCCGAAAUUCGAGGCAACCCCAAGUCCAAGAACUCGCCAGGCCCACAUCGCAAACACUCUCGCCGCUCUUAGCUCUCAGCAUUCGCGCCAGCGGGGUAAUCCAGCGCCGUCGAACCCGGAGAAAAAGGAGCCUGACUUGCGACCAGCCGCCAGAGAGCGAUCGACAAGGCACAGGACACGGCGAGUCCUCUCGCAAGAACUUGGCGAAGAUCCCGACGAGCAAUCUUCGGAGUUAUCCCCAUCACAGGAUCCCAAAGCUUCACAAGAUCCAUAUCCUGUGCACCCUGUGGUUCGAAUUACCAAGCAUACCCACAGUGCAAUUCUUUUCACCCUUGAAGAAGCUCUUCGACAACCAAACCAAUUUACGCCCGACCUCGAGGAGGAGUCUGCCAGCAUGGCUGACCUCAUGAGUAGUGGCGGAGCUCCCAUCACUUCUAAUGGGGGUAGCCUACCAGCACCACAACGCCCUACAGCCUCUCCAAACCCCAGAGGUUCACCUGGGAUCAGAGGCCCUAGAAUGAUCAUGCAGGAGCGCGCCGCCAGAGAGGCAGCGCGCGUGCAGAGAGCAGAGGCUGAGAAGCAAUUGGAACAGGAGACGCGACAGAGAGAAGAAGCACAGCGAAGUGCAGACCAUCGGUCUGCUGGCGUUGCUCAUGGCCCCAGUGGCAAACUACCCGCUCAACACCCUUCCAGCACACAUCGCGGACAUGCUGUCCACGAGUCAUCGCCACCCUCCGGGGCAGAGCCAACCACCCCACAGCAAAUAGCCUCCCAUCAACGCACCAACACCUCACGAUACGCUGCAAACCAGCAACUCCCUUCGCAAUAUCAGCCCCAUCAACAACACGCCCAGCAACAACAACAGCGGCCGACCACAACAGGCCAAGCCGGUGAGAGUUCAACACAAACUGGAGGAACAUCCGGCAGCUCAAAACCUCGAAACUCUUUCCCACACGCCUUCGAGCGAUGGGAGACGUUAUCAGCGCAUUGGGAGGGCUUGACAAGCUAUUGGAUCCACAAGCUGGAGCAAAAUAAGGACGCUGUGAACCGCGAUCCUAUCAACCAGCAAUUGAGUCGCCAAGUAACAGAUCUUUCUGCCGCAGGAGCAAAUCUUUUCCACGCUGUCGUGGAAUUGCAACGACUCCGCGCAAGCUCAGAGCGCAAGUUCCAGAGGUGGUUCUUUGAAACCAGAGCAGAACUGGAACGAGCACAGGAAGUGAACUCAAUGCUGGAAAAUGCUCUGGAUCAAGAACGACGUAACCGGGACGAGGCUAUUCGUGAAGCUGUUGAAAAGGAGCAAGGGAGCUCACUAGCGCAGAAGCAGCUUGCGGAGAUGCGCAAAGAGCUUGCCAUCUCCAAAGAUGAAGCUAGACGGGCCUGGGAGGAGCUCGGCCGUCGAGAGCAGGGUGAGAGAGAGAGACUGUUAUCACUACAAACUGGACAACCAACCAUUGUUGGAGGGGUUCAAGUUGUUCCAAUGACGCAUGGCCUGCGAGAUCAAGCAGCUCAGCAGGCAGAAUAUAGCCAGUCAUAUCACGGAAGUCAGACUAACGUCGCCCAAUCGUCCGCAGCCUCAGCUGGCCCCAGCGGAGCCCAAUAUGGCCAACCGGAAGCUGGCUCACAGUCCGCGCGGGGCCAUUACCGUGCAACCUCGGAGGGCGGGACAAGCGAUAAUGAGUUCGUUAAAGAUGUGAAGGGAGUGCCUUUAUUGGAUGUUCAUGGAAACAAGAUCCCCGUCGCCGCCCCUCCCUCGACAUACUCAGGAUCUGAGGUGGAACAGGAAGAGUAUGAUACUCCAGCUACAACCAACCCACCAAGUGGGAGCUAUGACCCACCCUCUACAACUGGCCCUACACCUCAGUGGACAGGAGCUUACUCAAAUCCCCAAGACUACGCAGGUGAGGAAUACGGAGCGCCAGGCUGGGAGACAGUACCCCGCCAUCACCAUCCAACACGACUCAGCGACGUGAUCGAGGAGGAAGAGGAACGGAGUAGGACGACCGCAAGCCAAGUCAGCCGAGGAAUCUAA
Messenger RNA from Clonostachys rhizophaga, 3246 nucleotides. The record is from the annotation of a GenBank genome assembly. NCBI's taxonomy places the organism in Eukaryota, Fungi, Ascomycota, Sordariomycetes, Hypocreales, Bionectriaceae.